Acaulospora colombiana is the source of this 2268-nucleotide messenger RNA. The record is from the annotation of a GenBank genome assembly. Lineage: Eukaryota; Fungi; Glomeromycota; Glomeromycetes; Diversisporales; Acaulosporaceae.
AUGCCCGGUCCAAUCAGCCAACUUUUUUAUGAUGGGUUGCCUUCCCGCAACCAAGUGCAGUAUCCUGCCCUGGCGGCUUCAGAAGCUAGCACCUUACAACCAUUAAUCCCGCCCCCAACACCGGUUCCGACAGAAGUUUCUACACCCACAGAACUCGGAGAAUUUGCCUCAAACGUGGUUUACCAGAUGUGGUACGUCAAGACUACCGGUUCAACUUUGGUUGGCCAAGUUCCCCCACAGUCUCCAUUGUCAGGUCAGGUCUCUAAUUUGUCUCAAACAGCAAGCUCACAAUUUAAGAACUUUUGCGUUCAGGUACUACUGCAAACACAACUAUCCAACACUGUGGUCAUUUUGUCCCUCAAGUAUGUGCAAAGGUUCGUCAAAAGCGGUAGACCUGUUGACUUUGGUGAGGAAGGGCCGGAAUAUCGGUUGUUUACCAUCGCAUUGAUGCUGGCUAAUAAAUUUCUUGACGAUAAUACAUUUACAAAUAAAACUUGGUCGGAGGUUACAAGCAUUCCUGUCAAGGAGAUCAAUAAAAUGGAACUUGCAUUUUUGGAAUGUAUGGAUUUCAAGAUGUUUGUCAGCGGCUCAGAUUACUCACAUUGGCUCGAUUGUCUAAAGGAAUAUACAAAGACACAGCAACGGUUGUAUGUUCAUCAGCGGCAGAGAUCAUCAGAUGCUUUGAAGAGUGAAUCUUUAAUUACGGCACAAAUUCAAAAUCAAGAUUCGAAUAAUAGACUUUCCAGAAAAUCUAUGCAGUUUAAUCACGAGUCCACAUCAUACUUUGAUUCUAAUAUCACAGCUCCCGUUAUGAAUCAAUGUAUGAUGCCUGCAAUUCAGUUGCCUAGCGGGAUGCCUCAGUUUUCAACACCCACGAAUAUUGGAUCGACUGCCACCGGGACCGUGCAAUCAUCAGUUCCGGCUCGCGUUCAAAAUUCGUUUGGGCGAAGUUCACCUUCUCCAGCUUUUCAGGCUUUCCACAAUUCCUACUUUAAUUCUUUGAGAAAUAGUGAAAGUGUGAACGGAGAAGUUGGACCUUUUCAUCAUCCCAAGCGACAUAGUAUGCCCACAAUGAAUCUUCAAAAUAUCAUAGAUCAAGCACCAUCACAGGCCAGUCAAUUCAAAUCGCUCAACAAUUCUCUUGCCUAUCAUUCGACGGCAGUAAAAAUGGAAACCAAUCAUUCAAAUGUCAAUCCGACUUCGUUUCACAACAAUACAUCCCGCGGCGAUGCAAUAAACCAGUUUGAUAACUCGGAUGUGUACGGGUCAUACGGGAAUACUUGUGUCAAUGGUCAACGUGGUGAACAACCUCACGUCAACUUUCCGAUUCCUGUCGCCAGUGGUCAUGACAAUAUUAAUGGCGGCCAUAAUAAGCCGUUGACCCAAUUAUUCAAUACGAGCGCAAAGGCAUUUAUGACGCAUUAUCCUAAUGUCAAUGAAAACGCGACGGAUGCUUUACCCGGUUUUCUGAAACAUCAACAAAAGGCUACGACGGAGGUCCAAGAACAUGAUCACCAAUUGACUAACCGCCGCUCGAUGCCUCAACCUAUUAGAUCAGCGUACCCCCCGCCUCUUGGAUAUGCGGGUCCGACGUCACAUGCGGACGAAGGAUUCUACAGCUCGGCCGCUAUACAAUCAGCAAGCGUCAUUCACAUUCAGUCGCCCGAGUUACAUCACUCAACGCCCCCGUUGAUGUAUCACCAAAAGGAUUUAGGAACUAGAGCGACUCAACACAAAAUUGGAAGUGUGGCGCCAGUCAAUAUGAGUGUGAGCAGCAAUCCACCAACCCCCGUUGACAUUCCUUCCAAUCCGAUGAUUCAACCUUCAUCGUUUAGGUCAAUCAUUGGUAGUAAUCACAAUAAUGCACAUAACUCGGCACAUUCUCAGAAAUCAGGUCAAUACUAUGGCUCCGUUCAAGCACAACAGGGAAUGAAUGUUGUCAACAUGACCAAUGGUAUUGGUGGAUUCGUUUUCCCUCUGUUCGGUUUAAACAACAAUAAUAAUAACGAUAGCACCGCUCAAACUUUCUCCGCCAAAAGAUUUGAAGAGGGAACGGUGAAUAAGAAUAACGGUGGAGUUAUUGGAUCUAUCGCUCCCGUAAUGAUUGCCCCGCCAGGACUUGGAGUCGUCGGUGGGUUCGGUGCACCUACCAUGACAGUUCAAGCGCCCAGAGAACAUCACCCGGCGGUUGCACCCAAUAGAGUCGUUGGGCCGGCCAUCUCAAACGGUGGAUAUUAUCGCAUGUUCGAUGGAAUCACCAUCGCCUGA